Messenger RNA from Larimichthys crocea (large yellow croaker), 1724 nucleotides. RefSeq names its product leucine rich repeat containing 3B (gene lrrc3b). The transcript is spliced from 2 exons. The record is from RefSeq and is a predicted model, not a curated record. Gene Ontology annotation, molecular function: protein binding. Bases 318 to 1097 code for a protein of 259 amino acids. NCBI's taxonomy places the organism in Eukaryota, Metazoa, Chordata, Actinopteri, Sciaenidae.
CCUCAUUCACUCCUGUGCAGUGUUUUAUACUGAAAGGUAAAGAUGCGAAUUCACACUGCGACUUCUUGUGCAUCAGUGAGCGGAUACUACAGGCUGCCCUCACAGCCUGUCUGAGCCGCUUCAUGUGAUAUGACCGUCUCCACUGCUCCACCUUAACGAGCGGGUCUGCAGGCCUCCAAGCAGCAUGAUAACAUCUGUUAGCACGCUUGUAUCUCCAGUGGGCAGACAGUGAGGACCAGUCGCCACUAUGCGAUGUGUGUAAGGGACCAGUGGCGGUGUUGUGGCCCCAGGCGGGAUGCUGCUGACGGCCGGUCAGUAUGACUCUGCUGGACUUGUGGCUGUCGCGCUCCAUCCCCAUGUGCCUGCUCCUUCAGAGCCUUGUCCUCAUGGCCCUGUGCUUCCCCUCGGCCAGCAUGUGUCCAAAGGGCUGCAUCUGCCAACGCGACCCCCACCUCCACGGCCUCAACGUUACCUGCAGUCAGGCCCGCCUCAAAGAGAUCCCAAGCCUGCCGGUCGACACUGUCCUGCUGAGGCUAGACCACAACCAGAUAGGCGCCGUACCCGAUCAAGCCUUUCAUGGACUCAGGCUUUUGAGGGAGCUCAAUCUUUCAUACAACGCGGUGGAGACUUUAGGGGAAGGUGCCUUCAGCGGCAUAGAGGCAACGUUACAGGUGCUGGACCUCUCCCACAAUCGCAUCACUAGCGUACACAAGGAUGCCUUUGCUCGGCUCAAGGCCCGCGUCAUUGUGGAUGACAACCCCUGGCAUUGUGACUGCGCUCUCCAGCAGGCCAUCGGUGGAAUGGCCCACAACCACGAGGCUUCCGCCCGGGUCCUGUGCAGGAGCUCGGAGCUUCGUGACCACGAGGGACGGCCUUUCAUGGCAGUGGACACAGACCUCUGUAAUCUGGCCAAAAGGACCACAGAUUACGCUAUGCUGGUGACCAUGUUCGGUUGGUUUGCCAUGGUCAUUUCAUAUGUGGUGUAUUAUGUCCGUCAGAAUCAGGAGGAUGCCCGACGCCACCUGGAGUACCUCAAGUCUCUCCCCAGCAAGCCCAAGAAACCUGACGAGGCUGACGACAUAAGCACUGUUGUCUGACAGCAGUGUGACUUUGUCCCCACAUAACCCUAAUGAACACCAAAACGUUUAUGUAACAGGACCCAAAUUUAUAGUGUUUACUAUUUUAAACUUUUAGGGGAUGUGAGCAUCAAAUCUGCUAAGAAAUGUUUGUACUUUGGAAAUUUUGUCGUAUGUCCUUACCAGGGUUUGUUCAUGACUGAUCUGAGAUGAGAUGACAGGGAAGGCCACAGAGUCUAAUAGUCUAACACCAACAUUGUCUUUUCUACAAAACAAUUGCAUAUGGAGUUUUGAAAAUUUGAAUCUCAGGUUUAAAUAUUGACACGAUAAUGGCUUUUUUUAGAUUAAAAUUUGGAAUAUCUGAUUUAAAAAAAAAAAGAAAGAAAUAUAUUUGUAAGAUAUGACACCCUAAACUUAAUUUCCCAGAGCCCUCUUUUUGGUAUAUCAGAACCCAUGAUAUAUGUUGAGUUUUGCAAACACUUGCUUAACCAAUUGCAUCUUUCAUACCCCUUAAAUUAAAUGUAAAUUAAAAUAUCUACAUCGACAGUUUUGCACAGAAACAUCUCUGUAUCCAUGACCUGCUUAGGCCGACUAAUCUAUACAUUGUGUAAUAUUUUAGACCAUUAAAGCCUGGGAUGUGGGGUAUGA